AUGGCGGCACAGGCUGUCGCACCCCGCGUCGUCAGCACCGAGACCACGGGGCCGGUGGUGGCCGGCGUCGCCGUCGGCUUCCUCGUGGUCAACGUGACCUUCACGUCGCUCCGCCUCUUCACCCGCGCCACCAUCCUCAAGGCCGUCGGCAAGGACGACUGGGCCAUCCUGGCCGCCACUGCGCUGGCCAUCGUUUACUCGGUAGCGAUGCUUUUCGAGGUCAAGUACGGCAUGGGGAGACAUGCCGAGAACAUUACCCCAGACGAGACGCUGGAGCAGUUAAAGUUCCUCCUGCUUGGCAUCCUCAGCUACAACGCAGGGAUGAACGUCACGAAGCUGGGGUUCCUGUUCCAAUACAGGCGCAUCUUCCACAGCACAGCCCUGCGGACCGUUUGCUUCUGGUUUAUCCUUUACGUUUGCGUCUGGUCUGCCAUUCAGAGCACUUUCCUCCUCCUUUCAUGCCUCCCCUUUGCCGUUAUCGUUCCCACCAUGGCCGACAAAUGCCUCGCCACCCUUCCUAUUUGGUACUUUUCCUCCGCUAUGAGCACGGCAACCGACAUGCUUAUCUUCUGCAUCCCAUUGCAUUCCGUCUGGCACCUCCAGCUGCCGCUAAAGCAGAGGCUUAUGGUAUUGGGGAUUUUCGGGCUGGGUUUCUUCGUCUGCAUCAUCUCCGUCUACCGGAUCUCGACGCUCUACCGAUCCGUCGUCAGCCCGGACCCGUCGUGGGACAACAUCGACGCGGCUAUCUGGUCCUGCGUCGAGCUCGGCCUGUCCAUCAUGGCGUCCAACCUGCCCACCCUGCGCCCGCUGCUGUCGCGCCUGCGCCCGGGCCGGGGCUUCAGCAGCGGCGGCGGCGGCAGCGGCAGUAGCAACAGCUACGCGAGCUCGGCGCGGCGCGACGGCACGCACAAGUCCAGCCCGGGCAGGCCGCUCGCCGGCCGGCCCGGUAGCAUCGGCAACGAAGAGCUGGCCCUCCGCGACAUGGACCUCGAGCGCGGCGGCCCGACCGCCGGCACCUACGCGACCGCGUCGUCGGGUCCCCCGGGCGGGUUCGCGCAGGGCGAGCAGGAAAACCUGGGGCGCAUCGUCAAGACGACUGACAUCACGGUGAACUCUGGGAGUCGGUAGGGGAGAGGCUUAGGAGUUUUGGUUUUGAUUUCACGUUUCUUUUUCCCAUUUGGCGACUCAUUUCCUUUAUUGGGGAAUCCGCUAGGCGAUUAGGAGUGCCGCUACUUCCUUGGAGCAUGAACGAAAAUCAACGAACCUCGGAAAUCACGUAACAACCGUUUCCUCUUCCGGCCGGGCUUGGUCAGACGGCAGCUCCCACGUUGCAACGAAAUGCGAGACGAUUGAUUCCUGCCCCAUAGUGGCCAAUGUCUUUCCUGACUCCUGGCUCCAUAUUCGCCACCGACGAGCGCUAGCCCGUCCUCGGGCAACACGCAGGGCAUCCGUACUGCCAUCUUCUUUAUCUGCGAAAGGCCGACCGCCAUCACAAACGAUGUCGAGGCCUGGUACAAAGAUGCAAAGCUACAGCUUUGGUCUUAUCAUGUUCAAGCCUCGCAUCGCUAGUCAACGCGCCCAGACCAUGCCCAGCCGCUGGAAGAAGCUGAACAAGGAGCCCUUGGGUACGAAGCCGGCAUAGGUGGACUGCCACCAGGACGCGAACGAGUCUCCAGAUCUGUCAGCCCCAAACUCAUCCGUGCAGCAUAACACGUGGGGGGGGAAGAAGAAAGCAACUCACUGGCAACGGGUCCCAGCCGGGCGAAACCGAGCGCCUCCACCGCCCAGGGCGCCACGAGCACCAGCACGCCGAUGGCGACGAUGGUGGCGAAGCCGG
Molecule: messenger RNA, 1837 nt
Organism: Gaeumannomyces tritici R3-111a-1
Lineage: Eukaryota; Fungi; Ascomycota; Sordariomycetes; Magnaporthales; Magnaporthaceae
Exons: 4
Coding region: 1-1128 (375 amino acids)
Source: RefSeq, a predicted model, not a curated record